Dendronephthya gigantea is the source of this 2403-nucleotide messenger RNA. RefSeq lists its product as uncharacterized. The transcript has 8 exons. The record is from RefSeq and is a predicted model, not a curated record. Gene Ontology annotation, cellular component: MICOS complex. The coding region runs from base 67 to 2403 and encodes 778 amino acids. Lineage: Eukaryota; Metazoa; Cnidaria; Anthozoa; Malacalcyonacea; Nephtheidae. Gene Ontology annotation, biological process: cristae formation.
CUAAAAUCGGGUCGAUUUCUCUCGGCCCAUUUCCCUCGAAGCUCGCGAUAUUCGUUGUUUUGCAACAUGGCUAGUUCAAUGUUGAGAGGUAGCAAAGUACUGUGGUGGAUGACUCCGCCCCUAGCGGGUGUGGCAUACCAUAUGACGACACUCAAGGCAGCAGACAACCCUCAGAGGAAACUUGAUCCAAAAGAUCUUGAGAUUUAUGAUAAGCCAGUGAAGGAAUCAAUGAAACCUGAUGAGGAUAUUCAGCCAACUGCAUUGGAGGAACAGAUUUCAAAAGGCAGAAAAUUUGUUUGGAAACACUCUGAUAAAGUGAAGAAUGUGACAGAUUCCUCAACCGAAGGCGCCAAAACAUUUUGGGACAAGACAAAAGAAUUUGCAACAAACAUCCAAACUGACAGAACAUUGCAGCUGAAAACUGGAGCAAUCACAGUCGCUUCUGUGACUGGUAUUUUGAUGGUUGGUAGAGGAAGACGACCUCUGCGGAGGGUAUUUUUUGCCGGUACCCUGGGCGCCGCAACAGCGGCAGUUUGUUACCCGGCGAAAGCAUCCUCCGUGAUAAAAUCUGGAUACAACAGAUUUACGUCUAUCAUGACUGACUCCAAGUCAGAUUCGACACGAGCGAAGGUCAAGUUUGAUGAUAAUGUCGACCAGUUUCGUAGCGGAGAAACUUUGAUGUUGGAAGAAGCCUUUAUUCUUGGUGAAAUGGUCUAUGAAGAGCUGCAAAAAAAGAUCCAUGGUGAUGAGAUUCACUUACCCGAUGUCAUGGCGAUUUGUCACGAAGUUGUACGAGAAGUUUUCCUCGGGAUUAGCGAGGAUUUUGAGAUUCAAACGGGAGGUUACGUCGGCGCAGAUCGGCCACGCACGGAACCGACAGGUACCGAACCCCAUGCGGGCUCUGACGUGGUGCUCUAUGCGAAAGACGUGACCCGACGCGUGGUUCAAGAAGUCCUGGAUUCCAUCAACGAGGAUAUUGAAAUUCAAACCGGGGGGGUGGUUACCGGUGCUCCAACAAUCGCCCUUGAUUCGACAAUUUUAGCGAAGGAAAUUUCGAUCGUGGUUUCAAAUGUUUUGAAACGAGAUAUCGCUUCGGAAGAGGCCGACCAACAGGAUUACCUUUUCUCAAGUCCCACGCGAUUGUCAGCCGUUGUCUGCGAGGAAUACACGAAAUGCGUGGACGCGGCUAUUCGAGCGCAAGUUCCAACGGGAAAAUGUCAUGUGAUCAUUAAUUCAGCGUCCCUCGCCGCAAAAACUGCGGCUGAAAUUAAGGUGGCUAUUGAUGGUUUGAAGAACAGUCGGUCUGUCGUCGUGAGCUCGAGCCGUCCCGUGAAUACAUCGGACUCGGGGAAGGUUGUUGAUGAAGUGGCGUCCAGUCUCUUAGCUCACAUAGAGCAAGAUAUUAGCAAGUCUCGCGGGAAGGACUACGCCUUCUCUGAGGCCAGCAACAUCGUACGAAAGGCUUCUCAAGAGGCCACAAAAGCGAUUGCUUCCGACGUCCAAAGUUCGGGUGCGCCAGUACAAGGUCGGAGAACAAGAGUCGUGCUUGAUUUAGCGAAGAAACUUGGGGAAGAGAUGAUAGAAGCUAUUAAUGAAGAUAUUGAGAUUCAGACAGGGUCAGGCUUACGACGGCCGUCCGAUGGCAAGCCGAAGCCUCCUCGUGAACCUCCGGUGAUAGUGAGUAAGGAGGAUGCUUCAACAUUAGAUGGUAUCAUGUACAGUCCAAUGUACGUUCCUGGUUUCGACCAUAUCGCUGACGCUGUCAUUGACGAGGUCUCCGAGGCUCUUCGCGGACGGGGGGUAAUCAUUCACGAACUAGACCACUUGGCUCAUGUGACCAUGAAAGAAAUCCUGGACGGUGUAAGCGAAGAUAUUGAAAUUCAAACCGGGGGGUGGGCCGGUCGGGAGCACAAACCCCACGCUGUGUUAAGCGGCAAGGAGCUGGUCCGUCGCGUAGCGAACGAAGUUCUCCAGGCCAUAGAAGAGGACAUGAAUAUUCAGACUGGAGGAAAAUUGGAAAGAAAACGUGAUCUGUAUUUUGACAGCAGACGGCUGGCUAAAAAUAUCGUUGAUUCAGUUAUGAGCGAUGUUGAACGUGACACAAAAGAGCCUGAGACUAGUUCGCCGUAUUUGUUCUCAGUCCCCGAAGACCUCGCGAAGUUGGCCUUGAAAAAGUUGCAAGAUGACAUCGAUCAGGCGGCGAUCGGAAUUGGUCGAAAUGUCGGUCAGGUUCAUGUUGAUGUCGAUGCGUUGUCGGAAGAAGUCGGUCAGCAACUCAAGGAGAGAAUUGAAGAAUUUUACAUUCGUGCAAAUUCGAUCGGGGAUCUACGUGCACGGGAAGUCGCGAUCGUCGACUUCGGAGAGAUCCGAAAAAGAGAGUGUGUUUUUGAGGUGAUAACAUGA